Messenger RNA from Pristis pectinata (smalltooth sawfish), 6340 nucleotides. It is a transcript of the gene baz1b, whose product is annotated as bromodomain adjacent to zinc finger domain, 1B. Gene Ontology annotation, cellular component: WICH complex. NCBI's taxonomy places the organism in Eukaryota, Metazoa, Chordata, Chondrichthyes, Rhinopristiformes, Pristidae. The record is from RefSeq and is a predicted model, not a curated record. Gene Ontology annotation, biological process: chromatin remodeling. The transcript is spliced from 18 exons. Gene Ontology annotation, molecular function: histone H2AXY142 kinase activity; protein binding. Bases 16 to 4668 code for a protein of 1550 amino acids.
CGCCCACAUAGGACCAUGGCGCCGCUGCUGGGCAGGAAGCCAUUCCCGCUGGCGAAGCCGCUCACCGACAUAACGUCAGAGGAGACCAUCUACGUGAUCGAGCACAGCGGCGAGGGCUUCAGGAGCAACGAAGAAUAUGAAAGUCGACUGUCUAGAUACGCAGAGCGAAUCUGGACGUGUAAAAGCACAGGCAGCAACCAGCUCACUCACAAGGAGGCCUGGGAGGAGGAGCAGGAAGUAACUGAACUGUUAAAGGAGGAAUAUCCAGUAUGGUUUGAAAAGCCUGUAUUGGAACUGGUUCAUCAUAGUACCUUGUCGUUGGAUAAGCUCGUUGACAAAACCUGGAUGGAAAUCAUGACAAAGUUUGCUUUGGGAGAGCAGUGUGAAUUCCAGGUUGGGGAAAACAAAACCCUUCCAGUGGUGGUGGUAAAAAUACAUCCUCUGGAGUUGAAGCAAGAGUUAUCUUCUGAGAAGAAAACUGAAGGAUCGUGCAAUUCACCUUCCAGUGACAAGGAGAACUCCAGUCAGGUGGCACAAGAUAACCUUGGUACAGAAGUCUGCGUCAAAGUUGAGAGCAAGAGGGACAGCAACUCUAGUGACAGAGCUCGUCGAUCACCACGGAAGUUACCUACAAGCCUCAAGAAGGAAGAGAAGAAAUGGGUUCACCCAAAAUUCUUGCCCUACAAAUAUGAUGUAAAACUGCUGGAAGAGGAUAAAAUAAUAAGUAAUGUUCCAACUGAAAGUCUUAUCCGCUCAGAGCGGCCGCCAAACAAGGAAAUCCUGCGCUAUUUCAUCAGGCAUAACUCGAUGCGAAUGGGGAUGGGUGAAAAUGCACCUUGGGUGGUGGAAGACAAACUUGUGGAGAAAUAUUCUCUGCCCAGUAAAUUCAGUGACUUCCUGCUCUCUCCAUACAAGUACAUGAUUCAUAACCCUGUUGUGAAUUUGGGGAAAAGAAAAAAUUCUGGUUCAGCUGAGGGAAAACCAUCAAAAAAAACAAAAGGAAAUGUGGACCCGAACAAAGAGACGACCAAAAAACGGAAAAGUGGCAAUAAAGAUAAGAUUCCUCUUAGUCCACCUUUGAGCCCAACAUUAUGGGGACAUGUACAUGUGAAAAAGACUAUGAAUGGUACUGAUAGGGCAUAUAGUCCCAAAAGAUCUCCAGAACAAGAACUGGAAGAAGUCAUGAAGAUUGUAACUCCAACCAAGCUGAACACAAAUUUCCACAUUCCCAAAAAGGGCUCCGGUGCUGCCCGGAAUUUAAAAAAGCUACAAACUAAGGAUAAAAUGAACAAAAAGGAGAGAUCAAAGAAUAAGAACAAGUUGCUUAAUGGGCAGAAAUCACCAGGGAACAGCAAAUCUCCAAAAAAGGGGCUGAAAACUCCAAAGACAAAAAUGAAGCAGAUGACACUUUUUGAAAUGGCAAAAUCAAGUACUUCAAAGUCAGGAAAGACGCAGAAAGGUGUUGGAGGGGCAUCGAGAUCUGUGACUAAGCCUCAGAAAUAUUUGCCACCCUUAGCUUUACAAUUCCUUCGAUAUUUCAAAGAUAACAAAGGAAAAGAGGAGAAAAAGGGUGCAGUUUCUGCAUUCGUUACUCGGGUGGCUAAAGUGCUUUCUGCUGAAGAUCGUGCUCGUCUACCGGAGGAAGUCAGAGAUCUUGUGCAGAAACGAUAUGAGAUAUUGGAACAUAAGAGGAAGUGGGCAUUGAUGACCUUGGAAGAGCGAGCAGAUUAUCACAAGAAAAAACGUGAAGAGCUGAGGGUAAGGCUGAAGCAAAAGGCCAAAGAACGGCGAGAGAAGGAAAUGCAAUUAAAAUUAGAGAAACAGAAGAGGUUUGAAGAUCAGACUCUUGUAGGAAAGAGUUUACCUGCACUAAAGCUAGUUGAUACACCAGAAGGCCUCCCAAACACCCUUUUUGGCGAUGUUGCUAUGGUAGUUGAGUUUCUCAGCUGUUAUGCUGGUCUGCUAAUGCCAGAUGAUCAAUAUCCAAUCACAGCAGUUUCCUUGAUGGAAGCACUCACCUCUGAAAAGGGAGGUUUCCUCUAUUUGAACAGAGUAUUGUUGAUCCUCCUUCAAACUUUGCUACAGGAUGAAAUUGCAGAAGACUAUCGAGAACUAGGCAUGAAGCUGUCUGAAAUCCCACUCACUUUGCACUCCGCUUCAGAGUUGGUUCGGCUCUGCAUGCGCAAGUCUGAUGUGCAGAAUGAAAGUGAAAUGUCAGAAACUAAUGAUGAUUGUAAAGACUCUGUAGGAUUUGAAGACAAUGAAGUUGCAGAUGAAUUUCUAGAUAAGUUGGAAACUGCUGAGUUCUUCGAACUGACCCCGGAAGAAAAAGUGAAGAUUCUAACAGCACUCUGCCAUCGGAUUCUGAUGACUUAUUCAGUUCAGGAUCACAUGGAGGACUUGCAGCAUAAAUCUGCAGAACUUUGGAAAGAGAGGCUAGCCAUGCAAAAAGAGGAGAAUGACCGGAAAAAGGCUGAAAAGCUGAAGAAAAAGGAAAUGGAGGCAAAAAAGAGAGAGCCAGAAAAUAUUAAAAUGGGUGACAAGAAAAAAGAGAAGAAGGAAUUUGAUAAAAAGCUAGAGGCAGACAAAGGUGGAAAUGAUCUGUUGGUGGAUGUCAAUGGCAGUGAAGAUCUCAUUAGUGCCAUUAAAAGCAGGCGGCAAAUGGCAAUGCAAGCAAAAAAGGAGAAGGAGGAACGGGAAAAGCAGGAGAAAGAGAGAAUGGAAAAAGAAGUGGAGGAAGAGAAAAUUCGCAAGCAAAAAGCAGCAGCUGAGAAGGCUUUCCAGGAGGGAAUUACAAAAUCUAAACUUGUCUUGCAUAGAUCACCGUUGGGCACCGACCGCAACCAUAAUAGGUUCUGGCUAUUUUCUGACCUGGUACCUGGACUGUACGUAGAGAAGGGUUGGGUCCACGACAGUAUUGAUUACAGCUUUACCCUUCCAGAAGAAUAUGCACGCCAUGAAGAAGACCCAGACUCUAAAAGCAAUGAUGAUGACAGCAUUGCUGAGAGCAGCUUUAAUGAUGGUGGCCACCAGGGGUCCUCCUAUACAGCAGAAAUUUGCAUUGAAACCACUGUGCCUAAGCAAGGACAGAAUCUAUGGUUUGUGUGUGACACCCAGAAGGAGCUUGAUGAGCUCCUGAAUUGCCUUCAUCAGCAAGGUGCCAGAGAGAGUGCGCUGAAAGAACGACUUCAGAAAAAAUAUCAAGAUAUUCUUCAUUCACUCCACUUUGCACGGAAACCAAACCUUGGCCUGAAGUCCUGUGACGGCCAUCAGGAACUCCUCAACUAUCUCCGAACAGACCUGAUUGAGGUGGCAACCCGACUGCAAAAGGGAGGGCUGGGAUACAUGGACAAAUGUGAUGAAUUUGAGGAGCGGGUGCGCUCGAUGGAUGAUCUGAAGGAUUUGGGAGAGUGCGUGAUCACACUUCAGGAGUGUAUAAUAAAGAAAUUUCUGCAAGGUUUUAUGGCCCCUAAGCAGAAGAAAAAGAAGGCAGGUGAGGAAGCAAAAGUGGAGGAAGUGGAUGAGGAAAAGAAAAUGGCUGAAGAGGCUAAGGUUGCUUCUGCGCUGGAGCUAUGGAAAAGUGCUAUCCGAGAGGCUCAGACCUUCUCUCGCAUGCAUGUGUUGCUGGGAAUGCUGGAUGCCUGUAUAAAAUGGGACAUGUCAACUGAAAAUGCCCGGUGUAAAGUGUGCCGCAAGAAGGGUGAAGAUGACAAGCUGAUCCUGUGCGAUGAAUGUAACAAGGCUUUCCACUUGUUCUGUUUGAGGCCAGCCCUGUAUGUAAUACCAGAUGGGGAAUGGCUCUGUCCAGCUUGUCAGCCAGCCACAGCCAGGCGUGGCACACGAGAUAGAAAUUAUGCUGAGGAGGAAGAUGAAGCCAAUGAUGAGGAGGAGGAGGAGGAAGAGGAGGAGGAGGAGGAGGAAGAGGAUGAGGAAGAGGAAGAUGACUAUGAGGAGCGAGAAGGGCCUAGACUCAGAUCGAGACUCAGGAAAGCUGCCAGAGGAAAACCAGGCCCUCAAACCCGUCCUCAGAGACAGGCCAAACAGCCGGGGAAGAAACGGUCCCCACACGGUCACGGCAGAAACACUCGACACAAGACGUCACCUGUCAACGGAGUGGACAUUGAUGAGCUGGUGCGACAAAGAACAAAAUAUAGAUCACGAAGACUAAACCUGGAGCUGACCAAGUGUGAAGAAAUACUGAAUAAAUUAGUCCGAUCCCGAUACAGCUGGCCCUUCAGAGAGCCUGUGACAACUGAAGAAGCAGAAGAUUAUUUCGAAAUAAUCACUAAACCUAUGGAUUUGCAGACUAUGCAGAGCAAGUGUUCAUGCAGCACCUACAGAUCUGUGGAAGAAUUUCUUGAGGAUAUAAAGUUGGUGUUUAACAAUGCCGAACUGUAUAAUCAGGAAGGAAGCCAGGUCCUCACCUGUGUAGAAAAAACAGAACGAUGCUUCAUUGAGAUGUUGCGGAAACACCUCCCCAACUACAACUACAAAAGAGGCAAACCACGAAAGAGCAUCCAGAAAAGGACAAGAUUGGUGCAGGUAGAGUUGGAGGAAGAGGAGGAGGAUGAUGAGGAGGAAGAGGAGGAGGUUGAGGACGACGAGUACGUUGACAGUGAUGCAGAAUCAAGUGAACAUUCCAUCCCACCACGCAAGCGUCGGAAGUGAAUUGCAAAUAGCCAAAAUUUCUAAAUAAUAAUGGAUGUAGUAAUUAUUUUGGAAACUGCAGACAUGUUUGUACUUUAAAUGUUUACGUUGACUGAUUUAAAAUACUGGAUCAAAUACAAAACUUCAACCUGACUUGGACACUUUCAUAGGAAUAUAAAAAGGUUGAAACCAAAAGCUCUUAUAGAAUUUUGUAAUCUCUUGUGCAGUUGGGAGAAUUUGUGAGGCUGAGGGCUAGAAAGUUCCUUGUUUUAUUAAAAAUGGUUGUGAAAUUAAGAUCAUUGAUUAUAGCUCUGUAGUUCUCAUUACAUGAGCAUCAUACAGAACCUUUGCAUUAAUAUUUCUGUCCCUUGUAUCAGCUUUCAGCAUAGGCUCCUUCAUAAUUGUUCAUCUGUGAGAUAAGAGAUGACGGUACUGGGAACUAGACUUCAAAGUGGUCAGUUCUUGGUUCAUAAAAAGUAUGUUGCUGGAGACAAUUUGUACAGGAGUGGCAGCUCCAGCAGAUUGAAGGCCAAGACUCUAAUAGGCUGUGCCAGGUGCCACACACAAUGCAUCACCAGCAUCUGUUUAAUCCAGCUGCAUUUUAAGUUUGACCAUGUAUCAGAAUAAGUGUAAAAUUAUCCUGCAUUGAUCGCAGAACAGUGUUGUAAAUGCAAGGCUGCUUUCCAUUCUAACAUUGUCCUACUACUUGAGUAGAAUUUAUGCCCCUAAAAGUCAUCUGAAGCCCAAAACUUGAGCUUCAUCUGGACUUCCAACCAUCUUUUGAUUUAAGUUAUGUCAUUGAAUGACUGUGGCCUGGAAAUGGCUAGUUGCUGAUGAAUAAGUCUGAACUGGUGAGAGAUGUUUAGUUUAUAGGCAUCUCCAUUUCAAAACUGGAGAGUGAUCAGUUCUGACCAGCAGAGAGAUCUGUCCAAUCUGUGAUGACAAAUUUGUAUUUUGGUCAUCUACCCUGAAAUCUCUGGUCUAACCAAAGGGUGUUUUAAUAUGUUGGGUAUCUAGUUAUUGACAACUGGAGAUUAUGCUUUCCGUGCACGCUACAGUUGGUGCAAGCUAAUGUCACCCAGUGAUAGAACAGCAGUGUUCUAUAACAUCUAAUGCUUGUUGGUUGCCAACAAUGUUGCAUUUCACAUGUAGGCUCAUCUGGUCUUGUGAUUGCUGACCAAGUGGUUCUCCUGUAAUGCAAUGGGAUUUUUAAACUGAAGAAUUGUAAAGUACUCCUUUUGUGUGGAGAUUUGUACAGUGCAUACAGAUGUGUAGACCUAACCAGAUUAAGAUUCUUGCACUUCAAGUUGUCAGGAAAGAAAAAUCGCGUGGCACAACUUGAAUUUGUUUCCAUCUGCCCCUUUACUGUAGUUUGUAUAAAUGACUUAUUAUUUGAGUAUUUGUGAGCAUCAAGUCCUUCAUCUUCCUUUUCACACCACCAGUUUUUUUUCUUGGGAAGGAGGAGGAAGCAAAGCACUGAUCUAAAAUUUUUUUAAUGUGGGUUUCCCCUGCUUCCCAUCUGGCAUUUCUCACCUUUCCCUGUCACAGUUGUGUAGGUAAGUGAUGUAGAAUAAAACUGUGGAAUUUUGCAUUGUAUAUUUUCCCAAGUGUCUGUGGUAGUUGUUUGAGGAGGGCUAUACUUGUAUUAAAAAAAACAUUUUUGAAAUUUUAAAUAAAAGCAAUUAUGUUUAAA